AUGAACUGGUCAAGAUACUUGAAUGCAGAAAAUAUAAAGGACAAGAGGUUAGAUCAGUUUUCUACAAAGGUUGAUCCCUCAGACGUACGACACCAAAGAGGUGCUUUCGGUGAGGCAUUUGCUACGCUUGAUCAAUACAAAUACAAGGAUAGCAUGGAGAAAUGGAAGGCGGCUCUUACGGAAGCAGCUGAUUUGUCUGGAUGGACUUUCUCCAAUGGCGAGUACGAGGCUAAAUUUAUCAAGAAGAUUGUUGAGGAGUUGUCCACCCAAGUAGUGAACCCUUCAUGUGAGUUGCAUGUUGCGGAACAUCCCAUUGGAUUAGAGUCUUCUAGAGAAGAUGUCAACAGACUUUUACAGUUCGAGGAAAAUGUUCUUCGUGUGGUUGGUAUAUGGGGGCCUGGUGGAAUAGGAAAGACCACAAUUGCCAAACAUGUGUUUAAUUCAAUUCGCCAUAAGUUUGCAUAUAGUUGUUUCUUGGCAGACGUUAGGUCUAAUUCACAUGACCUAGCCAUCUGCAAGAGAAACUUUUGUCUGAUAUAUUAA
This is a messenger RNA of Fragaria vesca subsp. vesca, 543 nucleotides long. RefSeq names its product TMV resistance protein N-like. Lineage: Eukaryota; Viridiplantae; Streptophyta; Magnoliopsida; Rosales; Rosaceae. Gene Ontology annotation, biological process: defense response; signal transduction. The transcript has 2 exons. The coding region runs from base 1 to 543 and encodes 180 amino acids. Gene Ontology annotation, molecular function: ADP binding. The record is from RefSeq and is a predicted model, not a curated record.